Messenger RNA from Loxodonta africana (African savanna elephant), 2951 nucleotides. It is a transcript of the gene ZNF783, whose product is annotated as zinc finger protein 783. Gene Ontology annotation, biological process: regulation of DNA-templated transcription. The transcript has 7 exons. Gene Ontology annotation, molecular function: DNA-binding transcription repressor activity, RNA polymerase II-specific. The coding region runs from base 17 to 1795 and encodes 592 amino acids. NCBI's taxonomy places the organism in Eukaryota, Metazoa, Chordata, Mammalia, Proboscidea, Elephantidae. The record is from RefSeq and is a predicted model, not a curated record.
GGCCCCGCGCGCAGCCAUGGCCGACGCGGCGCCCGCCCGGGAUCCAGAGAGGGACAGGCAGACAGGGGACCAAAGGCCCUCGACACCUUCAUUGCCCCAGCUGACUGCUGAGAAGAGCUCCUACCUGUACUCCACUGAGAUCACACUCUGGACUGUGGUGGCCGCCAUCCAGGCCUUGGAGAAGAAAGUGGACUCCUGCCUGUCCCGCUUGCUGACUCUGGAAGGGCGCACGGGGAUGGCUGAGAAGAAGCUGGCUGACUGUGAGAGGACGGCCAUGGAGUUCGGGAACCAGCUGGAGGGCAAGUGGGCCAUGCUGGGGACGCUGCUGCAGGAGUACGGGCUGCUGCAGAGGCGGCUGGAGAACACGGAGAACCUGCUACGCAACAGAAACUUCUGGAUCCUGCGGCUGCCCCCGGGCAGCAAGGGCGAGGUACCCAAGGUGCCCGUGACCUUUGAUGAUGUAGCCGUGUAUUUCUCGGAGCAGGAGUGGGGGAAGCUGGACGAGUGGCAGAAGGAGCUCUACAAGCACGUGAUGAGGGGCAACUAUGAGACGCUGGUCUCCCUGGACUACGCCAUCUCCAAGCCUGACAUCCUCACCCAGAUAGAGAGGGGAGAGGAGCCUUGUCCUGAGGACCAGUGGGGCCAAGAGAAGAAGGAAAUGGUGUGCCCCAGGAAGACGGAAUCUGGCCUCACUCCAGACCCAGAGCACGUGCCUGGACCAGCCAGCCCGGCCCAGGAGGAGCCAGGAGCAGGGCAGACACCGGGGCACCAGUGGGCCUUGGAAGCAAGAGCGACACCUCUUGGGCUGAGCACUGAGCCUCCAGCCAGCACCCACGUCUUGUCCUCGAUUAAACAAGAGGAAAACUCUUCUGGUGAGGAGUCGCGCACCUCCUCUCCUAGCGAGACCUUGCCUGACAUGGGGCCAGGUGGGGGCCGCGCAGUCAUCAAGACCGAAGCCCAAUCCGAGGAUAAGCUGACCCAAGAGCGGCUCUUCCUGGGCGAGUCAUCGGGCCAGGCCGAGUGUGGGGCCCCCAAAGGGCCCAGAGACAGAGCCGGGGGCCCCAGCCGGCAUCACAGCAGGGGUGUGCCAAGGGUGAGGCCAGGGACCUUUGGCCCUCCUGGGGCCUCUGGGGAGCCACUGCGCAUCCUCCCUCGCCGCCAGCAGCGGGCUUUCCCCUGCCCGGACUGCGGGCAGAGCUUCCGCUUGAAGAUCAACCUGACCAUCCACCAGCGGACCCACUCGGAGGAGGACCCCGGCGUCCCCCACGGCGGCCUGCCCCCUGGCUGGGGGGACGCCCAGCCCGCGCUGGAGCCGGGCGAGGUGGUGGUGCCCGGCCCGGUCAUCCGCUGGCUGCCCGGCGAGCCCGCGGCGCGCGACGCGGCGGACCGGGCCCUGGGGAGACGGAGGCUGGGCGCCGCGGCGGCCAAGGUGUACCACUGCAGCGAGUGCCUGCGCUCCUUCCAGCAGCGGAAGAGCCUGCUGCUGCACCAGCGCCUGCACACGGGCGACAGCCAGGGCUGGCCCGCCUGCUCCUACUGCGGUAAGGCCUUCCGCCGGCCCUCCGACCUCUUCCGCCACCAGCGCAUCCACACGGGCGAGCGGCCCUACCGGUGCCCGCAGUGCGGCCGCACGUUCAACCGCAAUCACCACCUGGCCGUGCACUUGCAGACGCACGCCCGGGACCAGGCGGGCCCGCCCCGCCCCAGGCCCAGGCGCCGGGAGGAGGGCCGCCCCCCGCCCCAGGAGCAGAGGGCAGUGCCUUCCCCGCCUGACGCCUGGGCCUCGGGAGAGUGAGAGUGUUUUUUCUGGGCGAGUAUGACCAGAUGCCUCGGUUUCCUAGGUUGGUCACGCUUUGUUGCUCUUCCCACAUUCCUGACGCAUAAGGGUCCCAAGGCUUAAGAGAGGCCGGUUUUUGGUGGGCGCUCAGGCACCACAGUCGGUCACCAGGGCCAGAUUGAGGCUCCCCGGCGUGAGGCAGAGACACUGGGGCCUGCGGUUUUGAUUUUGUGCACAAAGGUCUUGCACAUGAGCCAACGUGAGAAGCUGUAAGUGGACAGACGGCCGGAGAGAAGGCACUGAGAUUGAAUUUUUCUACUUCGUUAUUUGGAAACUUUAUUUCCUCUUAAUAAAACUUUUCUUGUGCUUUUGUAAGUGCUGUGUGUAUAGCAAAGGGGCCCAGGAGCUCCGAGGGGCAGGAGCUGAGAGAGGAGCAAGUCUGGACAGCUGGUGGGUCCUCAGCCCGGCCCUGGAAACAAGGCGCUUCUCGGGGAUCCUAGUCCUUUCCCCAAAGAGUGUUCCCAUCCACUGUUUGUCUGGUUGUCAGUUGGGACGGGGGCUAAAGCCCAGAAUGAAUGACCCUCCCAGGGAUCUCAGUGUUAACGGGUGAAUGCAGUCCGUCCACUGCACCCGGUAACUCACCUUAGUGGGGGUGUGGAGGGAGUCCAGGAAUGGAAGCCGGUGGUCGGGAGAGGCUAGUCAAUCGACCGGGCUCUGGGGUGUGUGUGUGUGUGUCUGUGUGUGCGUGCGCCUUGUCUCGUGUGUCUGUGUGUGUGCACGUGUCUGUGUGUGCGUGUGUAUCUGUGUGUGUCUGUGUGUCUGCAGGUGUAUCUGUGUGUAUCCGUGUGUAUCUCUGUGUGUGUCUGCGUGUGUGGUGGGAGGUGUCUGCUCCAGCUCUGGGCCAACUUGCCGGCAGAGGGCUCUGGGUGGAGUUAGGGCUGGGAGAUCUCCGUGGAUCUUCGACUCACCCCCGCCUCCCCUCACCUGUCCGAGGGAAAAGCGUCCCAGUGAUUCCUACCUCCCCUCAGGGUUUUCUCAGGGUGGUCAGGGACACAGUGGGCUUGGGGUGUGCGCACAAAGUGAGGCCCUCAGUUAGAGACCCUCGGGAAGACGGUCUUCGGGAGUGAGGGGAGGCCUUCCCACCGGUAUUUCCCUGGGUCACAAUCUUACCAAA